Messenger RNA from Leptopilina heterotoma, 7516 nucleotides. Its product is annotated as toll-like receptor Tollo. The transcript has a single exon. NCBI's taxonomy places the organism in Eukaryota, Metazoa, Arthropoda, Insecta, Hymenoptera, Figitidae. Gene Ontology annotation, molecular function: protein binding. The coding region runs from base 491 to 4393 and encodes 1300 amino acids. Gene Ontology annotation, biological process: signal transduction. The record is from RefSeq and is a predicted model, not a curated record.
CAGUCAUGCAGGGAGCAUGACCGUCGGCUUGAAUUCAAAACCCCAGCAUCGCCGACUAGUCGAACGUUGAGUCAGUCUUUAGUCAGUUGCUCUCCGAAGCUCGUGGAGGAAUGUUGUGUUCAACAACUUCUCCCUCCGAUUAACAACACGCGCUUAAAAAAUUACAUUGGAUUUUUUUUCUAAGUAUCAACGAUUAAAAGGAUUUUUUUGGAAAAAUAUUUUCAGUGUUAUUUCGUGUUUUAUUUAUUAAGUCAAAAAAAAAGGAUAUCAGUGAUUGUGUCGUGUUUCAAAGAAUAUUCCCAUAUAGUGUUAUUAACAAAUUUUAGUGAUUUGAUUGGUGAGAGAUUAGAAUUAAUAUUCUAAUUCAAAAAAGUGGAGAGUAGAAAAGAACGACAGUGACAAUGUACGCGUGACAAGAUUUUUUUUCUUUUUCGCUCGGCGAUUUUUAAAAAAAUUUCUUUUGGUUCAAUGAUCAAAAGAUCACGUAAAAAUGGAUCUUGGACGAAUAGUGUUGCUGGUGGUGAUGUGUGUGGGAAUUGUUGCUGGCCGCAGUAUAAGCAGUUUGGAGGCGCCAAGAGGUUGCACUUGGCAGAAAGAGGGAAAAGAGCGAACACUCGUUUGUCGUUUGAGGACAAUCGCUAAUGCACCAGCUCUAGUUGGAAAUCUUUCCUCGGCACAAUCGGAUUCCAUUACGUCAUUACAAUUAGAAUGCAAUGAGGCAUUGUUCUUUGAGAGUCAAAUGAGUGAUGAACCGCGAGGCUUUUUGGCUCCACUUUCACGUUUAGAGAAACUUCGUAUGGAACAUUGUAAAAUACGCUAUCUACCUGGAGGCGCAUUUGCAUCGAGUCACAAAUUACGAAUUCUCGAGAUAAGAACGCAUAAUAGUGAAUGGUCAGCGACAACACUUGAUAUUAAUCGUGAUGCAUUACAGGGACUAUUGGAUCUCGAGAGGUUAGAUCUUGCUGAAAAUAAUAUAUGGACAUUACCACCCGAGUUGUUUUGUCCCACGCGAAACCUCGUCAGUUUAAAUCUCACGAGCAACAAGUUACAGGAUAUACCAUCGCUCGGCUUCUCCGAUUGGGAAUCAUCGUGUCCGUUACGUUUGAAAACAUUGGAUUUAAGUCGAAAUGACAUCAGUGCCUUGCCUGACAAUUCACUAAAUAGUCUUCGCAAUUUAACUGUAUUGAAAUUACAGAAUAAUAAAAUUGCAUCAGUUGGUGAUAAUGCAUUAAGUGGAAUGAUAAAUCUCAAAUCAUUGAAUAUGUCGAGUAAUAAUUUAGUUGCCCUACCGCCGGAUUUAUUCUCAUGGACAAAGGACUUGAGGGAAAUUGUGUUGAGCAAUAAUUCCCUCACUGUAUUAGCACCGGGUCUAUUGGAGAAUUUGGAGCAACUACAGUCACUUGAUUUGAGUAAUAAUAAAUUGACAAGUCAUUGGGUUAAUCGUGACACUUUCUCCCGUCUUACGCAUCUAGUCUUUCUUGAUUUGUCCUACAAUUCAUUGACAAAGAUUGACGUUCACGUUUUUAAGGGUUUGCGUAAUCUUCAAGUACUGAAACUCGAGCAUAAUGUGAUUGAAACACUAGCCAGUAAGUGUUUUUCAUCGCUUGUUAAUUUACGCUCAUUGACAUUGUCACACAAUAAAAUAUUCACAUUCGACGCAUCGCAUUCUGUGGGUCUCUCGAGUUUAGAACAAUUAUUCCUUGAUGACAAUCGAAUAAGGGGAAUUGAGGGACAUGCUUUUAAAAAUUUAAGCAAACUACAAGACUUGUCGUUGAGCGGAAAUGCACUGUCGGAUGUGCCGGAAGCAGUGAGAGAAUUACAGUCGUUGAAGACCCUUGAUCUCGGCAACAACCGCGUGUCUAGGAUCGAUAACGAGUCCUUUGUGGGAUUAAAUGAACUUUAUGGAUUACGUUUAGUGGACAAUAAAUUAGAGAACAUUUCGCGUUCUGCAUUCGCUUCAUUACCAUCCCUUCAGGUCUUAAAUCUCGCGAGUAAUAUGAUUCGUCACGUGGAGCCGGAUGCGUUUGCCAAAAAUACAGUGAUGCGCGCUAUUAGAUUGGAUAGUAACCAACUAACGGAAAUUCGCGGUGUUUUCGCUGGACUCUCAUCUUUAGUGUGGUUAAAUAUAUCGGACAAUAAAUUACUUUGGUUUGAUUACAGUGAUGUGCCGUCGAGUUUGACAUGGUUGGACAUGCACACAAAUCAGAUAAAUAAACUCGGCAAUUAUUAUGCACGUCAGGAUAAUUUGCAAAUAAAAAUGUUGGACGCGAGUUUUAAUUUGAUUACAGAAAUAUCGGAUAUUAAUGUGCCGAAUAGUGUUGAGACGUUAUUUUUGAAUAAUAAUAAGAUUCAUAAAAUUACGGCGGGUACGUUUUUGGAGAAGAGUAAUUUGGAUAAGGUCGUACUUUAUGGUAAUGAGAUACAGCAUUUGGAAGUUGGUGCACUUGAGUUGCAGAUAAUACCAGCAGAUCGACAGGUGCCGUCGUUUUACAUUGGAAAUAAUCCAAUUUUGUGUGAUUGUAGUAUGGAGUGGUUGCCACGGAUAAACGAAAUGGCAAGAUUACGACAGCAUCCACGUGUGAUGGAUCUUGAUUCUGUUACUUGUGAAAUGGUUCACGUACGUGCAUCACCACGGCGACCGUUAUUGUCCCUGAAGUCAAAGGAUUUUGUCUGCCGUUACGAGGCGCAUUGCUUCGAAUUGUGUCAUUGUUGUGAUUUCGAUGCGUGUGAUUGUGAAAUGACAUGUCCGGAUAAUUGCUCCUGUUAUCACGAUCACAGUUGGUCGAGUAACGUUGUCGAUUGUUCGAAUGCCGGUUAUCGAUUUGUGCCCGAUAGAAUACCGAUGGACGCGACUGAAAUUUAUCUCGAUGGAAAUGAUUUUGGUGAUUUGGGUAAUCACGUUUUCAUUGGGAAACGUCAUUUGGAGGUGUUGUAUUUGAAUAAUAGUGGAAUAUCGUCGAUUCAUAAUAAGACAUUCAAUGGUGUUGAGAUGCUGAAAGUGUUGCAUCUUGAGAGUAAUGCUUUGCGUGAACUUAAGGGAAGUGAAUUUAAUCAGUUGGAACGUAUGUCGGAGCUGUACUUGGACCAUAAUGCUAUUGCGAUGGUGGACAAUGCGACUUUUAAUAAUAUGAAGAAUCUUGAAUUGCUCAAGUUGGAUAACAAUAGAAUUGUGGACUUUAGACCGUGGGAUGCUUUAACUGACGCUGGACAUGGAGCGGCGGUAUCACUGGAGGGCAACACGUGGAGUUGCGAUUGUGGCAACGCUGCACGAUUGCGCAGAUGGCUGGCGCUACAUAAGGGCGAUCCGGAGAAAAUGUAUUGUAAGGAUGGUGCGGAGACGUUGGCGGAGGCAUUGAGACGUUGUGGUGAUCCAUCUACAGAGGCGGUGACUCAUGGGAUUCAGGAGGGACCAUUAGUUGGGGGGAAUUUCGUACCCCUUUUGGCUGGUGCUCUAGUCAUGGUGAUUGCUGUUUGUCUUUUUGUUGCCCUGGCUUUUGCUUUCCGUCAGGACGUGAGACUUUGGGCACAUGCAAGAUAUGGUCUGAGGUUGGGAAAAGUGGCGACACCACCCGAGGAGGAGAGGGACAGGCUCUAUGACGGCUACUUCAUCUACAGCGAGAGGGAUGAGGAUUUCGUGUCACGUUAUCUGGCGGCUGAAUUGGAACAAUCGGGACUUGCUCUCUGUUUGCAUUGGCGGGAUUUACCGCCGUCGAGAACGCAGGAGACACUUCCGUCAGCGGCGGCAGCUGCUCGGCGAAUUAUCAUCGCAUUUUCGCCAGUAUUUUUGACAAAGGAGUGGCAGAAUAUCGAAUUCCGCACGGCUCUUCACACCGCAUUGGAGAACAUCCGACCGGCUUCGAGGCGGAGGAGGAUCAUCAUUCUCCUGGCAACGGAAGCUCCACUGCGUGAUCCGGAAUUGCAACUACUCCUGCAGACUUGCACAGUGAUUGUUUGGGGUGAGAAGAGGUUUUGGGAGAAGUUGCGAUACGCAAUGCCGGAUUCAGCUGACAAGAGGCGGGAGAGCAAAAAUGGAACGUCUGAAAGGAAUCGCAUCCCGGCUCGUUACACGGCCGCUCCUCUCGCUGCGGACGCGUGGACAAAACCGGUCAACAACCUUCUGGUACCGAUUCAUGCCCCAACACCAACACCCACCCAGUCGACGUACAUGAGUUCUGCGUCUAGUAGAACCGAGGACGAGGACAGCGGUGCUGAACAUCAGCAUCACAUCAACAGUGAUUAUGGCGCAUUGCACGGUAGCAAUGUUCAACGUCCACCCAGCCUCUCAUCCCGAGGCAGUCAUCUCUACAGCACCAUUCCUGAACUUCCGGUACUCACGUCGCCCUCAUUUGGUAAUUCUUCAGUCCCAAUGAAUCCUCGUACUUAUUUCGUCUAAUUCCCCCUUUUUCUAAAUUCUAAUUUUUUCCAAAUCUCAAAAAAUUGAAAACAAACACUUGAAAUUAAUUCUAAAUUAAUUUCACAGUAGUUAUAAACUUUCAAUUAAAUUGUAAAUCUUAAAUUAUAUAAAUUAUUAAAAGAAAAAAUCGAGAAUGUAAAAUGGAAUGUUAGCAAGAGUUUUUUUAAAACAAUUUUUGUUUGCUUGAUACAACCAAAGAAGGAGUUAAAGGUUUUUUUGUUCGUAAACUAAAAAAAUAUUCUCUUGGGUAAAAUUUAUUUUGUUAUUUUCACAAUUCUCGAGACAAUAAUGCGUUGGCCGUGUGUUUUCUUUCAUUCUUUUUUUUUGGGGCGAAAUUUUGGUUGUUUCACUCAAACGUAAAUGCACACUUGACUGAAUGAAUUAAUGUUCGCUCACAGAGGCUUUAGCAGUUUGUACAAUGCAUUAUUGUUUCAACGCUACCGAGCGCGCGCACGCGGAGGACCGGAGAACAAAAUGAGAAUGUAAUUUCCUCAUUAAUUUUCUUUCUCGAAAGUGGAAUUGCUUUUCAACAAGAUCUCUUUCUCUCUAGCCCUUCCACGAAACUUUGGAUAUAUAUACACAUAUAACUGAAAAGCUUUGAGUAAAUUUUAGACUACGUGAUAUUGAAAUCUUUUGUUUAUAAUUCGCUUUCUAAAAAAGGGGAAAAGAUAUCUUAUUGAAAAGGAAUUUUACCACAACUUUUGUCUUGGAAAAUUGAAAUCCGAAAAAAGGUUCUUCUUGAAAAUAGGAAAAUAUUUUGCAAAAGGUUUAAAAAAAAAAUUCCCCUAAUGGUAAAAGAAUUGCUUUUACCAUUAGGGGAAAAGUUCAAUUUGCAAAAUAAUUUUUGAUUUACGAAAAAGGAUUCAUUCGCUAGAGAUACGAUUUUCGUAUAUGAGUAUUUAAUUAUUGAACUGAAAACGAUCUUCUAGCAAACAAUCUUUUGAUUAAUGAAAUUAAUUCAGCAUAGAUUUAAAGAUUUUUCGCCUUUCUCGUUUUUUCUGUUUCCUCUGCGGGGUAAUAAACCACAUUCGGUAAAUAUUGUGAGUCAAAAAUUAAUUCAUUUGACUAAAUCCAAAAAAAAGAUAAAUAUAUACAAUUUUAUUUUGCCGGUUUAUUCAAAGAAUUAAUUUUCGACACCUAUAAAUUCUUUUUUCCCGAAAAAAAACAUUUGAAAUUCUACCUGGUUCGCAUAAAUUUCUAACCAAUUUAUAAUGACAUCAUGUUACGGGAAAUGAUUACCAAAUUUAUAGUCUAUAGAUCGUAAUGUGAGUGCUUUAUUGUCUUAAAUUUCUAUUUUUAACGAGAAACUUUUUCUGUCAGGAUGGUUGUAACUGUGAUAAAAGAAAGAAAAAGGACGAGACUAUUCAAGAUUAGAAUAAAAAAAAAAAAAUGUUCGACGAAAAAAAAACAAGUCCAUGUGUGAGUAUGUAUGAGUACGAGAAUGAAUGAUAGAAUUGCUUCACAAAAUUAUGUAGUCAAAUAUCGUGCCAUUUUUUUUUUCUUCUUUUUUUUUGUCUUUUCUACGAAAUCAAUUCCCAUUUUUGUCGGAGAGAAAUUUCGACAAUUUUUUUUUAUUUUUCGAAGACAUAUAUAUGGGGAAAAUUUUAUGUGCAAAUUUUUUUGAGAAAUGCAAUAAAGAGUCGAUGUUAGUGUCUGACGAUUGUAUGAAAGAAAAACUUGGCUCAGUACUUGAAUAUAACUUUCUUUUUUUAUUAAUUUUUUUUUUUUAUUCAUUCUGAUCAAGUAUUUUUCAACCCGACUUUUGAUCAGAAUGAAUUUAAUUUUGGAAAUUUUGAUUAAAGCUCUUAAAAUUUACUUAUGAAUUGUUUUUCGAAAUUAAACAGUUAAAAUUAUGGAAUUAUUAAGAAACAUCAGGUAAUUGAGUCAGGUUUUUUUUUUAGCGAGAAAAUAACAAUAGGAAAAACUGUAUUUAAAAGUUCUUAUUUAUUCGACGUAAAAAUUUCAACAAAAAGAGUCAUUAUUUAUUGAGUGCUUUUCUCGCUUGGAUUUAUUUGGAGUUUAUUGACGUGAGCGCCGAGAAAAAUAGUCAUUACGAUAGCAUUUUCUUUUUUUUCCUUUCUCACACGCACAUUAAAUACCAAACUCACUUAUUUGACAAAGAAUUUUCUUCUCCUCGAUAAGAAUUUUAUUUUUCUCUUGAUUUCAAGUUGAUUUUCAAACUCUCCCAACAUGAUCGUAAAUUUUUCUCGGCGUACAUUAGUAAAGAAAAGAUCUGGGUUAUAACCUUUACGGGUGAAUGAUCAAGUUUUGUAGUUAUAUAGUUUGAUAACAAAAUGAGCGAGGCAUUAACAGUCGACAGUCAUAGAAACUGUAUAAUAUUGUGAGCGUGAUUUCAAAGGUUGAUAAUGUGUCAUUCGGCUGGUUCGAAAUGCAACAUUAUUCCUAACGGGAUUUAAUAAACGUGGUUUAUGGAUUCCACAGUGCACACUUGACUAUGUAUAUUAUAUAGUCUUUCUAAAAAAUUUUGUGCACUACAGACGACAAUUUUUUUUUCUAAAUCCAUUCAAUGGAACGAACUCAGCUUAUUGUAAAUAUAAAAAUCCAUAUAAUUUUAUUGUGAAUACUGUGAAUAAUUUGAAAUUAUUAAUUUCGAAUUGAUCAUCAAUGACUGAAAAAAAUAAGUGUCGGUGUAAUAUUUUUAACGAGACUAAUAUAAUAAUGUAUCUGUAAAUAAAUAAUUUUUAGUAGUGGCGUAAAAUCGAGAUUUGUGCGCGAGAGCAAAAAAAACACGUUGAGUCGUGAAUAAUCUCGUUCCUAAGACUUUUUUUUCCUCGACUGUCACAUUGACAGCCGCUCGACGCUUAUUAGAAUAUAAGAAAUUCGUUGUAAAUAAUGUACAUCUACUUUUUGUAAAUAAAAAAAUUGUAAUGAUAGAAAGGAAAAAAAAUUACAAUAAUAGAAAUAUGCGUGAAAAGAAAACUAGCGCUUAUAAUAUAAACUCGAUGUAAAUAAUUUCUGGCUGUCUAUUGUAUUUUGGCUCUUUAGUCAGUUUUUUUUGUUGUAAAAAAAAGAUAGCGAAAAUAAUCGCUAUUUGGAAAGAAGUAUAGGAGAAAUAAAAAAAAAGGUUUUUUCAUAAGAAAA